Molecule: messenger RNA, 13061 nt
Organism: Mercenaria mercenaria
Lineage: Eukaryota; Metazoa; Mollusca; Bivalvia; Venerida; Veneridae
Exons: 3
Coding region: 447-6485 (2012 amino acids)
Source: RefSeq, a predicted model, not a curated record
ACAUUGAAAAUUGUGCAGAUUAUAAAUGCAAAAAUCUUAUGAUAUUGCAGAUCAUGCCUCGAUAGCCUAGUGGUAGAGUGUCCGCUUUGAGUGCGGGUGGUCGUGGGUUCAAUCUCCGCCCGCAUCAUACCAAAGACAUGAAAAAUGGUACUAGUAGCUCCCUUGGUUGGCGCUCAGCAUUGAAAAAGGGAAACUGGACUCUUCUCAUACCCUCGUGGUGAUGGAUUUCAUCAGGAAUGAGGUGUCGAAAGUGAUUAAUAUAUGUUGUAGAACUUCUUCACAAUCGACCUAAAAUAAAUUAUGUAAGGAAAAUAGAUUGAAAAUAUAUUAAAUUAAGAGACAGACACACAUGUGUUUCCAUGGCAACCAAGGACUUUGACAGAAUUCUAGGAGCAAACAUUGUAGGAAACCUUGACAUGUGAUUUAUCACUGAGCAAUAAAGUACAAUGGCUAGGUACAGGAAAAACGAAACAGCUGAACAAUCCUCUGAUGAAGAGGAGCUAUUCUCUUACCUGAAAAAGGUACAUACAGUCAAACAAGCAACACAAGAAACUAAAGAAGCAAGUCCUGAUGCAUACACUGAAAAAUCACGUGCUAGUAACCCUGAUGACAUAUGUCAAGUAAGCCAGACUAGUGAGAAUACAACUGAUGUUGUAUUAGAUAAUACUGAUGUAACAUCAGAGAAGGGAAUGCAGAACUCUGAUAAAAGCACUGAUAAAACAUUUGAUGAUAGUGAGACAAACCUGAUAGAUGUAGAACAGCACAUAGCAGCACAAAGUGGUGAAAACAAACAUACUAAUAACACUGAUGAGAACAGUAUUGUAAAACUUGCAAACAGUGAACAUAAUUUUGAACAGCAGAUUGAAAUAAACAGUUGUACAGAAUCAAAAGCUGACGUGAAUAAUUUAGGAAAUUUCACAGAUAGUAGUAGCAUUGAGGUAGUUGAGGAACAAAAAACUGAAUUUAUUAAAACGAAAAACUCAAGUCUGCUGAAAGGGAAAGAUACUAAAGCAGAUGAUGGUAUUGUUAGCAAGCCAAAUCCUGAAAGUUCAAGAGAAAGUGACAAAUAUUAUCUGAUAAAUGAAAAGGACUGGCUUUCUCUAUGUGCAAAGCUGUCAAGUACAGACAAGCAAACAAACUUCAAAGAGCAGCAUGAGGCUAGUAAAACAGAUGCACUACGAGCAGGGAAUUGUGAUAAACAAGAUGUGAGCAGUGCAUCUUCGACAAAGACAAAGCCUCUGUCUGUAAAGGGUAAAAGUAUGUUCAGUGCUUUUAAACAGUACAAUCCAUUUACCAAGACUACAUUGAGGAAAGCAGAUCUUGAACAAAAACCACGCCUGUCUAGCCCGCAUAAAGUGAAUGUGACAACUGAAACUAAGAAACUAAACAUUAAUAGUGAAGGACAAACAAAGUCACCAUUUGGAAAUGAGCUGAACAAGUCAAACAAUGAAAGUAAGACUUCAGAAGAUCCUAAAACAACAGCUUCACCAAAAGUAGAAAUAGUGUAUAUAAGACUUGAAGAUGGACAGAUUAAAUACGAUAUCAACAAAUCUCCUUUAGCAACCACUGCAAGUAUAGAGGAGACAAAUCUUCAAGCUGUUAAGAAACUGGAUUUUUCAGAACACAAGCAGGAACUUGCUUUUGAAAAUAGGACGCAAGGAGAUCAGAGUAGGGCCACACAUAAUCUGCAAAAUUCAUCACAAGAAAAUUAUAACUGGUAUAAUUUCCCAAAUGCAAUUGAAGAAAACUAUGAACAAUCUAAUCCUAAUACAUCGUUUACAAGGGCAGAUAAUACACAUUAUGACACAGGAUUCAAACCUGGCAUGCAAGUUCGUUUUGUUCGAAUUAAUAACAAAUUGACAAGAGUGUAUGAAAAUGUUGAGCGUAAUGUAGUUGAUGAAGUAUUAUAUUCAGAUGAUGAACAUAAUAAAAGUGAUCAUCAGGAACAUUCAAGCUUUGAGCAUUGUGAUAAUGAUCAAGAUGACUCUUUUAAUUUUGAUGACAGUCAGUUAGUUGCAUUUCCAUUGAAUGCAGUUGAUCCUGAAAUGAUUAUUAAAGAUGAUAGUCUUGCUCAACUGACACCUUCUAAAUUGGAAUUUCUUAAUACAUCAGGUAAACAUGAUCCAUUGACUCCCAACAAAUCUGAAUUCCUUACGCCAAGUAAACAAGACCCACUGACACCAAACGAACUUGAAAUGUUUACACCAAGUAAAUUAGAAUUGCUGACUCCAAGCAAACUUGACAUUCUUUCAACAAGUGAGGUAGACAUUAUUAGUGAUGAUACUGAUAUUAAGAAAUUUGAUGAAUAUCUUUCUUCACCAGAUCAGAACACAGCUACAGCAGCCAACCAAGCAGAUGUUCUAAAUGCACAUUUUGAGACAGAGUCCCCAAUAGUUUUGAAAGUUACUAAAUCAGGUGGGCUUGUUCAGUGCAAAAGUACCGAAAGUAGUCCAGAGAGAAAUGUGCAUAAGCAGCAAAACAGCAUAACAACCAAUGAAAAUAAGGCUCAGAGUCAGAAGUCACACAUUCAGAACCUUUGGAAAACAUUCAAACCAGUUCAGAGGAAAAGCAAAGCAAAUAUAAAGCAAAGUCCAUCAAUUAAAAAAAGUGAAGAUGCUGGUUAUGAACAUAUAGAGAACUAUAAUGAUAGAAGUGAGCAGUCCAGUGACGAGGAUGAUUUGACAAAUUACUUUUCUAUGACAAACCAUGCUUCUAAAAAUUCUGCCAAUACUAAGCAGUCUGUUGAUCUCUCAAAAGAGAAAUCAGAAAUACCAAGCUCUUCAGUUUCAAUACAGGCAUCAUUUCCUGACUCUAGUGAUGACUCAAGUGAAAAAGAAGGAAACUUGAAACAGAUAAAGCAGAAAGUUAGAAAAAGAAAAUUCUGUGAAGUUGAAGACAGAAAGAAGAUAAAUUAUAAAACUGUAAAAACGAAAAAUGCUAUAGCUGAAGCUGAGUUAAAGGUACAGUCAGCUGGUAAAAAGAAGAAAGGUAAUAGACAGAUUAUGCAUUUUUACAAGGAUUUUAAUUAUAAACAGGUUGAAUUCAAAGAUUUUGAGCUGGAACAAGCCCAGAAGUCAAAAGCUACUAAUAUGGAUAAGCGGAAAGUUGACUUCCACAUUGAAGGAAACACAGCAUUGGAAAAACAUCCUGACAAUGAGAAAUUAAAAGAACAUGAUGAAGUACAAUCUACUGUGAAAGUGAAAGAAGUAGGAGUAAGAAAGGCGAGAGUAAAUGGUAAUAAAAAAGUGAAACAAAUAAAAGACACUUUAAAAGAGCAAGGGAAAAGUAAGGGUAAUAAGAAAUCAUGUUUAAAGACAGGUCUGGACCAAAAAGAAAGUAAAAUGAUCAAGAAUUCUGUGGAAGAAAAUGAAACUUUCCACAUUGAAGGAAACACAGCAUUGGAAAAACAUCCUGAUAAUGAGAAAUUAAAAGAACUAGACAAAGUACAAUCUACGGUCAAAGUAAAAGAAAUAAAAGUAAGAAAGACGAGAGUAAAUGGUAAUAAAGAAGUGAAACAAAUAAAAGACACUUUAAAAGAGCAAGGGAAAAGUAAGGGUAAUAAGAAGUCAUGUUUAAAAACAGGUCUGGACCAAAAAGAAAGUAAAAUGAUCAAGAAUUCUGUGGAAGAAAAUGAAACUUUCCACAUUGAAGGAAACACAGCAUUGGAAAAACGUCCUGAUAAUGAGAAAUUUAAAGAACUAGACAAAGUACAAUCUACGGUCAAAGUAAAAGUAAGAAAGACGAGAGUAAAUGGUAAUAAAGAAGUGAAACAAAUAAAAGACACUUUAAAAGAGCAAGGGAAAAGUAAGGGUAAUAAGAAGUCAUGUUUAAAGACAGGUCUGGACCAAAAAGAAAGUAAAAUGAUCAAGAACUCUGUGGAAGAAAAUGAAACUGGCAUGAAGCCAGAGUGCAAAGCUGAUGACAACACUGACACAUACUCGAAUGAUGAAAGCCAAAAGAAAAUUGAAUUUCUAGAAAAAUUAUUCCAGAUAAAGUUGAAAGAGGCAGCAACUGACACUACAAACAAGAAAAGAAGUAAGCCAGAACCAUCCUCCAUGAAAACUUUACAUGAGGAAAAUAAUGGAAGUGUUACAGGCAGAAAAUUAAAGAACAGGCGGAAAUCUUCAGGUGCUAAUACUGUACGCGGUAAAGGAAAUAAAGUUUUAGAGUUACCAGUAGCAGAAGAAAGUGUUGAAAAUGGCAAACAAGUAAAUGUUACAAAUGAAAAUAUUCCAGGAGUUAAAAAGGGUAAGAGAAGAAAAGAUGAGAUCUUUGAUAGUGUGGUUUCAAUUGUAAAUAAAGAACAAGAUUUAAAUACAUGUCAGUCAGACAAAACAGCUGCAGGAAGUAGAAUAAAGUACAAAUGUUCUGAAAAAAUAGGAAAAGGUAGGCACAGAGAUGGUCAGAAUACUCCCAAGGUAAAUGUAAAUCUAGAAAUGGAUACAUUGGAUGUCAGAAAAAGUGGUAGCAAUGAAAGAAUUCAAAAAGUUGAUAGGGCAAGUCCUGCAGAAGUAAAGAAGCCAAAAGGUAGGAAAAGAAAACAAAAUAUCACUUUAGGUGAUCAGAUUAAAGGCAGUAAGAAUAAAGCACAGGUAUUGCAAACAAUAUGUAAAUGUGAUUGUUACAAGAUAAAGCAAGCUGGUGCUGGAAGUAAAUCAAAAAAUCGAGGAAAGAUAGCAAAAAGAAAAUCAAAGGUGUCUGCGAAUGCAGAUGAACUUAAAACUGAAAAAUUGAAUAGACAAAUGGAUGAACCUAGUCUGCCAGAGAAUGUUGUUGAAAUGGAAUUCACGAAAUUAAAGAAACCCAGAGGUAGGUCAAAGAUUACAAAGAUCGCUAAAGAAGAAAAAAUAGAAGCAAAAUCAUUGACAAAUAGUGUAAGUGGUCAGCAGGGAUUUGUAGAUAACAUUGAAAUAAGACCAGGUGAUGCAGGUGAAAAGAGCAAAAAGAAACCAAGUGCACAGACAGCAAAAAAUAUUCGUAAAAAAAGACUAUCUGAGAAAACAAAAAUAAGAAACACUAAAAGGAAAAAAAGCAGUUUGAACACAGUAAGUAGUACCGGCAAAUCAGAUUCAGUUCAAAAUGGUGAAUUCCCAUGUGCAAUAGUGAAAGGAAAUACACAAUUAGUGGAUGGAGCAAUAGAAGGCCAACUUGAUAAUACUAUAAAGCAUAUUGAGCCAUCUGAAAGGUCAGUUUUUGUAAAUUGUGAUGAAAAGCUUAGUUCAAGUAUUGAAGAUCUCAGUAGUCAUGAUGGUAUUGUUUCUAUUUUAGCAACAUUUCAGCCAUUGCAAGAAGCUUCAAGUCAAAAACUUGAACAGAAAACAAAGAUAUCAAAAAGAAAGAAAAAAGAAAGUGAUAAACAGAAUGUGGGUAAAAGUAAGAAAAUGAAACAACAAGCAGAGGCUGAUGAUACAUUUUUGAAAGAAACUGAAGAAGAACCAGUAUUGACACAUGAGGGUAAUAUGAGUUACUUAAAAUUGAAACAGUUUAAACAAGAAAGCAUUAGUUAUCUAGAUGAAGAUGAAAGUGAGAUGUCAUUAGACUUGUCUCUUCAACAGACAGAAGCUCAAGAGGUGAAAGGAAGUUCCUCUUCUGAAGACAUUGAUAAAAACGCAAAAAGGACAUCUUUGAAAAGGUCGAGAGACGGAAAAGUACUUGAAAAAAGCAUGUCGAAAAAGGUAGCUAGUCCUAAAAAAUUGAAAUCGACAAGAAAACCUUGCUCAAGCAGGAAAAUAAAAACUGUCACAAAGAGACAAGAAAAAGAAUCUUGGAAAGAUAUGCUCGAUGAUGGAGCAUUUAAAUUAGAUUGUAAUGAAAAGAUGAAUGAGAAACACAAACCAGUAAAUGUAAGACAUAUGAUUAAAGACAUCUUAAAAUCAGUAAAAGGGGCAGAGAAAAUAAGCGACAGACAUGUGAAACACAAGGAAAGAAAAGAUGGAAGUCAUAAACAUUGUAAAUCGAAUGUAGGGAAUACAAAACAAAGAGUGACAUCAGAAAGUGAUGACGCGUGGCUUAGUGAUUCAGGUCCAGGUGUAUCAUUUCCAGCAUUUAAGUUCACAGGAAUGAGUGAUUCAGAAGAAAACAGAGAAUCUAUAAAAUCUCAAACGGUUGAUAAUGGAUUUGAAAUUAGUACAAGUGCAAACAGUAGCGAAUCUGAAUUAGAUAGAAGUGAAAAUGAUAGAGUAACUGAAAUAUCAGAUUCCAAAUUAUUUAAGCAAACAAGUGGUAGAACUGAAAAUAAUUACAUGGAGCUACAUCACUCCCCAUUGAAGGUUUCUAGCUCACUGGGAACAAACAGUGCAUCUUCAGAAAAUUCACAUUUGACAUCACUUGAAACAAAGGAAUUGGUGGAGAAUUCAAAGGGGAGUCCCGAAAUGAAAAAGAAUGUGGAUAAGCUAAGGGCAUUAUUAGAUAAAGUCAGUGAUAAAAGAGUAGUAAAAAAUUUACAGUUUGCAGAUACUGUAAGUUUGUCUGAUACUGAACAUUAGAUGAUGAAUCUCAUUUUUUUACCAGAACCUGUUAAAUUCUAGGCUAUACAUUUUUAUAGUGAUGGGAUACAUGUGGUUCAGUCAGAAUAUUCUACCAUGCUAUAUGCUUAAAUUGAUUAGCCUUGUGUAGAUCUUUAUAAGUAAAUCUUUAUAAAAGAACGUUUUUUAACAAUGUUGCUUUUGUAUGAGGAGUUAUGCAGUUGCCCUUGUCCAGUAAAACUCUAAAUUGUAUUUAAUACAAUCCUUUCUACGUGUAAUGGUUGAUGUAAUAUGGAUCAGAUGACAAGGCUUUGCUGUUGUUGUAUAACAGGUUAUCAGCCUACUUCCUGACAUUGACAGAAAUAUGAAUUUAAAUCUUAGCAAACACAUGUUAUUUACUCAUACUGUGUCUAGAUAGUGAUUUAAAUUGCAUCACUUGAACUAAAUACACCUGAUUACAUUCAAAAUAUUCAUAAUAUAGUUCCACAUUUUGUUUUUGUUCUCUGCGAUAUGCAAGUAGUUAUGCCGUUUUCAGACAAAGCUGUUAAUAUAAUUAUAUUGUUAAUGUGCAAUUUUAGACAGUUUGUACAUAUCUCUGUAUAUACUUGCAUGGUAAAGUGUUAUUCAGUUUUAUGUAAAUGUAAUUUGUUAUGUUUCAUGGGUUAUUCUGUGAAAUGACUUGAAAGCUGUGUAAUUGGAAGAACAUUUAGCGUCUGCAUUAAUUCUUGAUUUAAUGAAGCAAUUACUACUGUUAAAGAUUGCUUUCUGUUAUACACUGAACAGAAGUUAAUUUCUUAUAAAGUUGUUAUAAAUAUGCACAUAUUAUGGUGUGACACAAUGUAGGUCAUAUUAUUGAUGCUAAUCUUCAUGCACUUGCAAUGGGUGUGACACAGUGAAGGUCAUAGUAUCAUUGUUGUUCUCCCCUGCACAUGCUAUUGGUGUGACACAGUGAAGGUCGUAUCAGUGUUAUUCUCACUAGCAUGUGCAUUAUGACAGUGAAGGUCAUAUUAUUAGUUAUUCUCUCCUGCAUAUGCAGUGAAGGGGCCAGUGACGGUCAUAUUAUCAAUUUGUAAUUGUUCCCCGCCUUUUUGGAAUAAAAUGGACUGCAUCCUUCCAUCCAUCCUGCCAUCUGUCUGUCCGUUCAUCUGUCAUACUUCUUGUCUGGUCUGUAACUCAGCAAUCCAUGAAGGGAUUUUUAAAUACAAAUGUUCCACUUAAUGAGACAACUUGUCAUGCACAAGACCUAAACCUUUAGCUGCAAGGUCAAGGUCACGCUUUGAGAUCAGAGGUUAACAGGGUCCUUUUCGUGCCUGGUCUAUAACUGAUCUAUAACUCUGCCAUUCAUGAAGGGAUUUUCAAAUUACUUUGCACAGAUGUUCCCCAUAACAAGGUGACGUGUCAUGCGCAAGACCCAGACUUUAACAUCAAGGUCACAAUAAGAUGUCUAAAGUUAGCAUGGUCUGUUGUCCUGUCUAUAACUCUGCCAUUCAUCAAGGGAUUUUGAAAUUACUUGGCACAAAUGAGACAAUGUGUCAUGCUCAAGACCCAAACCCCUAGCUCCAAGGUCACGGUCACACUUGGAGGUUAUACAUUUAAAGCAUCAGUUUCAUGACCAUUCCAUAACACUUCCAUUCAUCAAGAGAUUUCAAAAUCACUUGGCAGAAAUGUUCCAAAUAACGAGACGAUAUGUCAUGUGCAAGACCAAGGCCCUUGUCUCAAAGGUCAUGGCCACACAGGUAAAAAAUAAUAGAUACCUUUUUUUGGCCUGGUCGCAUGGAUUUGUAUUAAGUAACUUGACACAAGCAGUCACCAUAAGGAAUUGUAAGACUCAGACCUAAAGGUCAAGGUCACCUUUGGAGAUGAAACUUGCUGUUGUUUUUUUGUCUGGUCUGUAACUUUUUUAUACCCUUGUCUCUGAAAGAGCGGGGCAUAUUAUGUGAACACCUGUGGCGGGAGGCGGUCUGUGUCCAAAGCAUGUCUGCUUUCUAAGUCGAACAUCCGAUCUUCACCAAACUUGCUGACAAUAUUUGUGGGGAUAAUAUCUCAGCCAAGUUCGAUAACCGCCCAAAUCAUCCAAGACGCUCUUGGAUUGUGGCCCUUGAAUUACUUGAAUUUAGCCUUGUCUGCUCUCUAAGUCUCAAGGACAUUUUUUAUCUGAUCUUCACCAAACUUGCUGAUUAUGUUUGUAGGCAUAACAUCUUGGCCAAAUUCAAUAACCAGCCAAAUCACCCCAGGCACUCUUGAGUUAUGGCUCUUGAAUUACUCCAAAAUCUGCGAAUUUAGCCUUGUCCUCUAAGUCUAACAGUUUUCAUCGGAACAUCACUAAACUUGCUGACAAUGUUUAUGGGCAUAAUAUCUCGGCCAGAUUCGAUAACCACUCAAAUUGCCCUAGGCACUGUUGAUUUAUGGCCUUGAACUACUCGAAAAAACUGCGAAUUUAGCCUUGUCCACCCUCUUAAGUCAAACAAACAGUUUUUAUCCGACGGGCAUAUUUUUUUUACAGUCUGGCACUCUUGUUAUGCAUGGGUGUAUAUUGUAAAAGUAAAAAAAUAAAAUGAAUAUAUUUAAUUUAGAUUAAAUAACUUUGCAUUAAACAUUCACUAUUAUAAGACAGUGUGCCAUGUUCAAAAAUCAAGGUCACAGGCACCCAAAUUAAUUUAUUUUGUUGUUGGUGGUACAUGAAAUUACUUCACUUUUAUAUGGUAAAGUACAAUAGUUGUGUUUUAUAUCAGUUUUCCCACUGAUUUAAAAAUGAAAUCAUGUUUAAAGUACAAAGCUAUUGACAAUUGAAGACUUCCAGAAUGUAAAUCAGACCUCUUCCAGGGCUGAGCCCGGGGGAGUUGGGGGGAGUCCCCCCAGUUGACUGAGGAGUAACUAUAUAUUCAUCAAAGUUGCACCAAGGUAUUUUGGCAAAGGAAUAACUCUAAAUUCAGACCCACCAUUUCAUACUUAUUUUUCAAACUUUUCUAAGGGGAGACCCUCUGACCCCCUAAAACAAUGGGACCAGUCACAUGCCUGAAAAUUUAGACAAAAAAAUGCUCCAGACCUCUAAGUUCAUACCUAUAUUCAAACAUUUUCCAGGUGGAGACAACCAUGACAUCCUUAAAACGGUGGAUGAACCCUUCCUGUAUCUCAAAAUUAGACAACAAAAAAUUGCACCAAGAGCCAUCAUUUCAAACAUAUAUUUCAAAAUUUCCCAGGGCCCCAUGACCCUCUAAAAUGAUUGAUGAACCCUUUCGCAUACCAAAAAAAAAAAAUGCACCAGAGGCCACCAUUUCAUACCUAUAUUUCAGAAUGUUCAGGUGGUGAAACAAACCUUACCCCUGCUAAAACAAUGGAUGUGCCCCCCUCCUGUACCUCAUAACUAGACAAGAAAAUGCACCAUAAGCCUCAUUUUUAGCUCACCUGAGCAAUGCUCAGGUGAGUUUUUCUGAUCGCUCGAUGUCCGGCGUCUGUCGUCCGUCGUCUGUCGUCCGUCGUCUGUCAACAUUUAGCUUGUGUAUGCGAUAGAGGCUGUAUUUUUCAAUUAAUCUUCAUGAAUAUUGGUCAGAAUGAUAACCUUGAUGAAAUCUAGGCCGAGUUCGAAAAUGGGUCAUCUCGGGUCAAAAACUAGGUCACUAGGUCAAAUCAAAGAAAAACCUUGUGUAUGCGAUAGAGGCUGUAUUUUUCAUUUAAUCUUCAUGAAUAUUGGUCAGAAUGAUAACUUUGAUGAAAUCUAGGCCGAGUUCGAAAAUGGGUCAUCUCGGGUCAAAAACUAGGUCACUAGGUCAAAUCAAAGAAAAACCUUGUGUAUGUGAUAGAGGCGGUAUUUUUCAAUUAAUCUUCAUGAAUAUUGGUCAGAAUGAUAACCUUGAUGAAAUCUAAGCCGAGUUUGAAAAUGGGUCAUCUCGGGUCAAAAACUAGGUCACUAGGUCAAAUCAAAGAAAAACCAUGUGUAUGCGAUAGAGGCUGUAUUUUGCAAUUCUUCUUCAUGAAUAUUGAUCAGAAUGAUAACCUUGAUGAAAUCUAGGCUGAGUUCGAAAAUGGGUCAUCUAGGGUCAAAAACUAGGUCACUAGGUCAAAUCAAAGAAAAACCUUGUGUAUGCGAUAGAGGCUGUAUUUUUCAAUUGAUCUUCAUGAAUUUUGGUCAGAAUGAUUGCCUUGAUGAAAUCUAGGCCGAGUUCGAAAAUGGGUCAUCUCGGGUCAAAAACUAGGUCACUAGGUCAAAUCAAAGAAAAACCUUGUGUAUGCGAUAGAGGCUGUAUUUUUCAAUUGAUCUUCAUGAAUUUUGGUCAGAAUGAUUUCCUUGAUGAAAUCUAGGCCGAGUUUGAAAAUGGGUCAUCUCGGGUCAAAAACUAGGUCACUAGGUCAAAUCAAAGAAAAACCUUGUGUAUGCGAUAGAGGCGGUAUUUUUCAAUUGAUCUUCAUGAAUUUUGGUCAGAAUGAUUACCUUGAUGAAACCUAGGCCGAGUUCGAAAAUGGGUCAUCUGGGGUCAAAAACUAGGUCACUAGGUCAUAUCAUGUAAAAACAUUGUGUAUGCGAUAGAGGCUGUAUUUUUCAAUUGAUCUUCAUGAAUUUUGGUCAGAAUGAUUACCUUGAUGAAAUUAAGACAAAGUUCGAAAAUGGGUCAUCUGGGGUCAAAAACUAGGUCACUAGGUCAAAUCAAAGAAAAACCUUGUGUAUGCAAUAGAGGCUGUAUUUUUCAACUGAUCUUCAUGAAAUUUAGCCAGAAUGAUUACCUUGAUAAAAUCUAGGACGAGUUCAAAAAUGGGUCAUCUGGGGUCAAAAACUAGGUCACUAAGUCAAAUCGAAGAAAAACAUUGUGUAUGCAAUAGAGGAUGUAUUUUUCAAUUGAUCUUCAUGAAAUUUGGUCAGAGUGAUUGCCUUGAUGAAAUCUAGGUCGAUUUUGAAUAUGGGUUAUCUGAGGUCAAAAACUAGGUCACUAGGUCAAAUUAAAGAAAAAUCUUGUGUAUGCGAUAGAGACUGUUUUUUUCAAUUGAUUUUUAUGAAAUUUGGUCAGGUUGAUUGCCUUAAUGAAAUCUAGGUCGAAUUUGAAUAUGGGUCAUCUGAGGUCAAAAACUAGGUCACUUGGUCAAAUCAAAGAAAAAACUUCUGUAUGUGAUAGAGGCUGUAUUUUUCAGUUGAUCUUCAUGAAUUUUGGCCAGAAUGAUUGCCUUGAUAAAAUCUAGGUCGAGUUUGAACAUGGGUCAUCUAGGGUCAAAAACUAGGUCAUAUCUAAGAAAAUGCUUGUUUUAUCGCAAGAGACCAAUUUUUUGGUCCAAUCUUAAUGAAAAUUGGUCAGAAUAUUUGUUUCCAUGAAAUCACUAGGUCAAACAUGUUUUACACUGUUAUGGAGUGUUUCUUAGGUGAGCGACCUAGGGCCAUCUUGGCCCUCUUCUUAUACCUAUAUUUCAGAAUUUCCAAGGGGGAAACCAACCGUACCUCAUCCCAAACAAUGUAUGUAUCCCCUCCUGUACCUCGAAAUUUGACAAGAAAAAUGCGUCAGGGGCCAUCAUUUCAUACCUAUAUUUCAAAAGUUUCAAGGGGGAGAGCCCCUGAUCCCCCUCACAUGAGCGAAGUGCCCACUCCCACACUAUGUGCCUGGCCGAUUAUGCUUUUGUUCUAAACUGGUGCCCCAUCCCCUCAAUCAAAUAUUACUGGAUCCAGACAUGUUAAACACAGACAAAAGUGGUAAUUUUAUGUUAAAUAUAGGUAAAUACAGCAGUAUUAUGAUUGCAGUACAUUAGGUUGAUAAGAAGCGCAGCUCUACAUUGACCAACAUUAAUAAUUGGCUCUCUGUGGUGUGUAAUUUAAAAGUACCACAUUAUUUAAUUACUACCAUAUAAAUAUACUUAUAAAUGUGAUGCAUCUCAUUUGAUUAUUAAUUACCUCUUAUUAAUAUGAUAAAUUAUUUCAUUAUAUUUUAUCUAUUUUUUUCUUACCAAUUUAAAAAUAAAAUCACAUUUAAUUUUUAAAAUACAGAUAUUAGCAUUCAAUGAUAGAUUUUCAGACAUUUUCAAACUAUAUAACUUCUUCAUGAAUUAUAUGAUAUACAGUAUAGUUUAAUACUACAUUGUUAGUAUGUUGCCCUAUUACUUAGAAGAUGUAUCGACAUGCAGUAUGGUUUGUGAUAAAUGUCCCUAGGUGGGGGACGUUGGUUCUUAUUAAUAUUUCAAUUUAUAAUUAAUAUUUCAAUUUAUUGCCACCAUGUUGUCGAGGUGAAUUAGUAGCAGAUAUGCAGUCUGUAGAAUAUCUAGAUUAUUGAUGUUUAGAGGCGUUACUUUUCCACAAGAAUGUUGAAAAAAUUUAUAUCCUGCUUACUGUAAAUAUCAUCGUGCACCUAUUAAUUUGCUUGCCAUUUCAACUUGCUCAUACAUAUUUAUAACAGGAUCAUGAACCAUUUAAGUAUAUUCUUAUGUGCAUUAUUUCUUUAAAGUGUGCUAUACUUUCUUAUAACUAUACGGUUAAUGGCAACAGUUGUUGCCAGUGUUUCCCCCUCUACCAGUACAUCAGUAUACAUUAUGCUGAAUAUGUAAAUUUUGAAGAAAAAACAAUACUUCAUGUAUAUGUCAUUUUGUUGUAGAGAUGUUAUUUAUGAAGGAAUGAUAGAGCAUUAA